Ambispora leptoticha is the source of this 222-nucleotide messenger RNA. NCBI's taxonomy places the organism in Eukaryota, Fungi, Glomeromycota, Glomeromycetes, Archaeosporales, Ambisporaceae. The record is from the annotation of a GenBank genome assembly.
AUGGCAACAAGAAUACAGUUCAAUAUCCAGAAUACAGACCUUCUGGUACAAAGACCUUACCAACAGUAUUAUUAUAGAAAACUGAAUAUAGCUAUAAAGGAAGCACCAAAUAACAAAGCAACAGGACCACAAAAUAUAUCCAAUGAAAUGCUAAAACAUCUCGAUCCCACCGCACUACUGCUUCUACUAAACAUCUUUAAUGCCUGCUUAGAACUACAACAA